Molecule: messenger RNA, 2205 nt
Organism: Sordaria macrospora k-hell
Lineage: Eukaryota; Fungi; Ascomycota; Sordariomycetes; Sordariales; Sordariaceae
Source: RefSeq, a predicted model, not a curated record
AUGAGGGCGUGUUUGUUUAGACGGUUGCCGUUGGGGGUUGCGGCUGCUGUGAGGGGGGAGGAAAGGGAAAAGAGGGAGGGGGAGUUGAUAGGAUACGAGUGCGCCGACCUAGAUUGGGAGGGUUACGGGUGGCAUACCGUUGCGUUGCAAGUUUUUGGUUCGUGGAUGAGACGGUAUCCCACCUCUAGGGUUGGAAACUUCCUGGCGUGGCAAAAGGCGAGAUCGAGUACGGAGGUUGCAAGUUUUGAUGCCGUGCUUGGUCGGGGGUGGAUUGGAAGGGCGUGGACGUUCCAGGAGAUUAUCCUGGCUAGCAACCCGGUUAUUGUGUGCGGGAAUCACUCACUGACGUGGGAUGAGCUGGUGUCGACUAUUUACACGCAUCGGGAUUAUGAGCACACGGCGCCGAACUCGGAGACUUCGCCUGCGCUGUUGGAGCACUGGCUUUCGAUUGUUGAGCUGUGGUUGAGUCUCCCGAGACCUUAUCAUGCGUAUAAUAUGCCAGUGGAGAGGAAGAAGGGGAAGAAUGUACCGGAGAAAGAGGAAGCUGUUGAACUAUUACAACACAAACAACAGCUUGCUCCCUCGUUCCGCGAACACCUCGAUCAUCUUCGGAAGACCAAAAACUACUCCCCCUGGCAACUGCGUGUCCUUCACGCCCUUUUCACGCUGGCACUCAUCAUUCUCAUCUUUGCUCCCUAUGGCUACUUGACCUACUUAUCUGGAACCAGCAUCGCCCCCCGUAUCAGCGCCGUCCUCCCAGGUAACCAUUGGCGCGCAGUUCUCGGGAAAGUCUUCAUCUGGAUCUCGUACGUGUUAGCCUGGCUCCUCGUCAGCUGGGGCACCUACAGUCUGUUUGGCAACUUCUUUAACCUCCUCGACAUCACCUUCUUUGGCCGCGGUGCCCUGCGCGAGUUCCCCAAUAUCCGGUUUCCGCAGCUGAACCCGGGAAACCCGCAAGAGCUCCUAUGGCGUGGUAUGCUAAUUGCGCUGCGCGAACGGAAAUGUUAUGAUCCGCAUGAUAAGGCAUUUUCUCUCUUUGGCGUGCUGAAAGUGUGCGGCGCCCAGCUGUCGAUGCCAGGAGGGGUGCCGGAUUACAAGCUCCCGGUUGACGAGACGUAUCGGAUCCUGUGGAAGGAUUUCUUUACGUGGCAGCCGAGGGGAUUGGGAGUGCUGAUCUUUGCUGGGACAAAGUUUCCUUGGUAUCAUGGCCAGCCGGAAGGUGCUCCGACGGUGGGAGCGUCGUGGGCUCUACCUUGGGGGUUUGACAUGAAUCAGGGGCCGCAGUGGCUGGUUAACAGGUGCGGAUAUGCAUUUGAUGCGUAUUAUGAUCGGUAUGUGGAGGCUGGGCCGCUGGGUGUCGAGCUACUGGGACCGAGCCAUACGAGACUCAAACUCAAGGGUCAGCGGAUUGGAACUGUUAUUUUUGGAACUCAGUUCAGGUGGAUGGAGCCUCUCGAUAACUUACGGCUGGAGACCCUGGCACAGGGCGGUGACAUGUCCCGUCUUGUGAAGCUCUGGAAGUGGCGACGCGUUCUGCGAGAGAUGAACGUUGACCAGGAAGAGGCUUGGGCGAGCUUGUUGAGCGACCUGCUUGCCCGUCGGUUCAAGUUCAGGGAGUUUCGGGAGCUGUGUGAAAUUUUGGAUCAAUACCAAGAUCUGAUGCCACCGUCUUCGUUGAACUCCGAAUCGGUGGUGUCAUCUGGACAGGAUGGCGAAGGAGGAACAACCGCAGAGGGACAGGACAAUGAGGAAAGCUGGACCGAGUUGCUGCACGAUGUCAAGGCGUACCUCGACCCUUGCCUGCAGAUGCUGCUGAAUGAAGACAGAGGGGUCUUUAUCGCUUCAACAGAGGCAAAUGGUGGCAAACCUACCUCGACAAGUGAUUCGGAAGGAGUCACUACACCCAUAUCAAGCGGCACGGCAGGUACAGGACCCGUCGAUAUUCGGAUUGGAGACGUCGUCUUUGUUCUCGCUGGUGUUCCAGUGCCGAUUGUGUUGCGCCCUGUGCCCUUACCUGGCAGUGCGCAAACUGGAGAACAGGAGGAAGUUGUUUAUCGAAUCGUCGGCCAAGCAAUAAUCCCUCGUAUUGUGUCCGGUGGUCCAAAGGCACUGAUGGACGGUAAUACUGAUCAAAUUCUGGUCCCAUUGCCGGGAGAAGGCGAGGUCUUCGAAGGGGAAAAUCUUGAGGAUGUGAUGAUCGUUUGA